CCUUGGCUCAGCUGACUGUUGACGCCGCUAGUGUCACAGUGGAUGAACAUGGCGGAUAUUACAAGCAAAGUUGAAGCAGAACUGGAAAACGAGACUAGACAACGGUUCAUAAAUGAAUAUUUGCAAGACAAAAGAGACAAAUAUGAUUCUAGAGAUGUGGAGAGGCUGCAGAAGGAUGAUGCUCUGGCAGGUUGUUACCUGCAGUGGAGAUUGCAAAAUGUGGAUGAUGCUUUAAAGAUGAUUGAUGAAAGUUUUCAAUGGAGAAAAGAAUUCAGAGUAAACGAUCUAACUGAGAGUAGCAUUCCCAGGUGGAUGUUUGAGACUGGUGCAGUUUAUCUUCAUGGGUAUGAUAAAGAAGGGAACAAAUUAUUUUGGUUUAGGGUGAAGCUGCAUGUAAAAGAUGCAAAGGCUGUUCUGGACAAAAAGAGAUACGUGGCCUUUUGGUUGGAGCGCUAUGCUAAAAGGGAACCUGGAAUGCCGUUGACGGUGGUAUUUGACAUGACUGAUUCUGGACUGAGCAACAUUGAUAUGGACUUUGUGAAAUACAUCAUCAACUGUUUCAAGGUGUAUUAUCCUAAAUUUCUUUCAAAAAUGAUCCUGUAUGAAAUGCCAUGGAUCAUGAGUGCUGCCUGGAGGAUCGUAAAGACUUGGCUAGGCCCAGAAGCCAUUAGCAAGUUGAAGUUUGUAGGCAAGAAUGAAGUGCAAGAAUACAUUGAUGCUGAGCAUCUCCCUACACAUAUGGGAGGCACUGAUACCUUUAAGUAUAGCUACCCUCCUCUGCCAGACGAUGAUUUUCAAACUCCCAUAUGUGAAAAUGGACCUAUUGUUAGUGAAGACGAAACGGAAAGUAAAGAAGACGCAGAGUCAGAAAGCAAGGACACCCUAGACUCCAGUCAGAAUGAAGAACAAAUCCAGAAGUCUAAAAAGGUAAACUUUCUAGAAGAAAGCCUAAAAGUAGAUGAAUGCGACAAAGUAGAUAGCACAAGCAGAACAAAAACAGCCAAGAAACAUGUAACAGUAUUCAAAGGACCACUACUUCAUAUAAGCCCUGCAGAAGAACUUCAUUUUGGAAUAAAGGACUGUGAAAGGAAAAGCCUGAUAGUUCUUAACAAUGUGACCAAAAAUCUAGUUGCCUUUAAGGUGAGGACAACAGCCCCGGAGAAAUACAGAGUGAAGCCCAGUAACAGCAGCUUUGAGCCGGGUACUUCCUUAGACAUUAUUGUGUCCCUUCAUGGAGGAUUUGAAGCUUCUCCUCAGGACCGGUUCCUGGUAAUGGCAGCUGAAAUGGACCAAAGUACAGGAGCUGGCACUCUUGAUCUGCCCCAGUUUUGGAAGGAAGUACCAAAAACCAAAGUCAUGGAACAUAGGCUAAGAUGUCAUGUUACUGAAAGCAGUAAACCUAUGAGUUUGUUACUGGAUGAAAACCCUCUACACAGCAACAUCAAAAACAACCAGGAAGACCUGCAUUCAAAGAUCAUCAGGCUGUUGGCAAGCAAUAAACGAUGUGAAGAACAGAUUGAUGAGUGUCUGUGGUUUCAGAAGAUGUUGAUGGGUUUGGUGUCCUUGCUAAUGGCUAUUACGUGUUCAGCUUUGUAUCUUCUUUACACAGACAGGAGUCGAUUGUAAGAAGGCUGUCUUUCUAAAUCACAGAUUACUUGCUACGUGUAUGCAGACGGUCCUAAAUAAUAGGUACUAUUUUCAGCAAAUAGCCAAAACGAAGAACCUUUAUACUGUGUGUAGACCAAAAUAAUGAAGCCUAUGGUAUGCGAUUAUGAGAUGAGUGAUUGCAGGCGCAUCUAAGGAACCCUGCCAUUGUUUAUUGCUGUGAAACUUGGUAAAUAAGGAUUGAUUUACUGUGUGCAGAUGCACAAGAAGAAACACUGGAAAUAAUGUAUAUAUUAAUAAUUAAGACUCAGGAUUAAAAAGGUUUAAACUAUCCAAUGUUUGCCUGCUAUUUAUUUUAAAUGUAUUAAAAGAAAUUCUGGAUUCCAGGUUGGGUGCCAUUUUGGUAUAUGGAUAUCAAUGCCCUCCAUAUAUUAAAGCCUGUUUGUAUUCUUCCUUUACGUUAAUGUGCCAUCUUUGUUAGGGGCAAACAGCACGUGGGCUAUGGAAAUAAACAGGAAUAGAUAACCUUAAAAAAGCCUAGACUGAUUUACUUACCAAACGUUGUUAUUUUGUGUGGACCAUACUUAUUAUUUUUCCAUGUCACUGUUCCUUUUUGUCAUUCUAAGUUAUUGCGUCUUUUUGGUUUUUGUGUUUUUCGUUAUAGUUGUCCUAUACUAUACAGUAUGUCAAUCAGAUCAUUACAGAAAUGUACUGUAGUCUGUACAUUGUGUGUUUUUUUGUUUAUCCAAAAUGUGUCAAAUCCGAACUAAUUCCAAAUAAUAAUGUAUACCAGCUUUAAAUAAUAUGUUAGUAAAUGUGUUACAGUUUUCAGUUGCAUCUGAUAAACUACUAUAUGUUUUUUUUUUUUUUUUCAUGCCAGCACUAUUGUUUCAGCUGUUGUCUUUUA
This is a messenger RNA of Polyodon spathula (Mississippi paddlefish), 2512 nucleotides long. Its product is annotated as motile sperm domain-containing protein 2-like. The transcript is spliced from 15 exons. Bases 43 to 1626 code for a protein of 527 amino acids. The record is from RefSeq and is a predicted model, not a curated record. Lineage: Eukaryota; Metazoa; Chordata; Actinopteri; Acipenseriformes; Polyodontidae.